This is a messenger RNA of Saccharomyces cerevisiae S288C, 192 nucleotides long. RefSeq lists its product as uncharacterized. Lineage: Eukaryota; Fungi; Ascomycota; Saccharomycetes; Saccharomycetales; Saccharomycetaceae. The transcript has a single exon. The record is from RefSeq and is marked reviewed. Bases 1 to 192 code for a protein of 63 amino acids.
AUGAAAAUGUGGGGACCCUCCCAACGAGAUUCCUUCAGAGAGAUUACAUAUAAAGUGAAAUUCAAGUAUGACGAUGGUGACUACUCCUUGGCCAUUGAUUUGAUGUCUAGGGAUUGUAUUAAUGUCUAUGAGUUGAUUACCGAUAGGCUACUGGUUGAUUUCCUUUCAAAAAAGCUGCUCAAGCUAAGAUAG